CCACAUGCCUUCCAUAUAUUAAUUUCAAUCUGCCGCAAUUAAGCAUUAUUGUUCCACAUUCAAAACACAACAACUCUAAUGACUCUCUUCUUCAUCGAUUUGUCUUUUCUACUUUGAAGCUCUCUCCUCCUCCUCCUACUUCUUCUUCUCUCUAAUAACACUCAAAAACACCGCCUUCCAAUUGGGUUAAUUUUGUCUAAGAGAAGGAUAUUUGCUUUUUUAUUAAUAUUAUUUACAUUCUCUUUUCCUUAACUCACACUUUGCAAUAUGAAGAUCUCUGGCUUCUGGAUAAUGUUCUUCGUAGUUUGGGCAGCCUUGACGUUCCUUGGCUUUUCUAACUGCAAAACUGGCUCUACCGUUCAAGAUAGUAUGGGGUACCACCAUGGUGAUGGCUCAACUGUGAUACCAAUAAAAAGCAGAAAGCUCAAGGAAACUAGUUAUAAACCAAAGGCAAAGGAAACUGAAGAUGAGCCCACUAUAGAUCUGCAAGAUUACCACCCAAUUGAUCCAGUUCCAAGCUCAAAGACUUCUAUAAAACAUGGGCCAAUCCAGCAUGGGACUCCUGUAAUCCCAUAUAUCCCAAAGCCUUCUCCGCCUGACCAUCCCAAGCGUGGUGGUGGUGGGUCUGGUUAACAAAUCCUGUGAAAGAUUUGGCCACUUGGAAGAUUAAUGGUAUGCCACUUUGUUCAUUUGUACUUCAUGUGUUUGCGUUGACUAGUUUGAUGCACUGCUGCUGAUGACUAUGAACUUAUUUGUCUUUAUAUUAUUUAUCAAUGUUCUGUGUCCAAACCUUUUAACAUAUUUAAUAUAGUAAUAAUUUGUGGCAGACA
Molecule: messenger RNA, 830 nt
Organism: Cannabis sativa
Lineage: Eukaryota; Viridiplantae; Streptophyta; Magnoliopsida; Rosales; Cannabaceae
Exons: 3
Coding region: 268-633 (121 amino acids)
Source: RefSeq, a predicted model, not a curated record